Molecule: messenger RNA, 1065 nt
Organism: Ctenocephalides felis (cat flea)
Lineage: Eukaryota; Metazoa; Arthropoda; Insecta; Siphonaptera; Pulicidae
Product: gastrula zinc finger protein xLCGF3.1-like
Exons: 1
Coding region: 1-1065 (354 amino acids)
Biological process (GO): regulation of transcription by RNA polymerase II
Molecular function (GO): DNA-binding transcription factor activity, RNA polymerase II-specific; RNA polymerase II cis-regulatory region sequence-specific DNA binding
Source: RefSeq, a predicted model, not a curated record
AUGUCUGAAGAAACAAUUUCAAACACAACAAUUAAAAUUGAAACCAUCGAAUAUCCUCCAGUAAAACAAGAAAUUGAUAAUAAUAAAAGAAUACCAGAAAUAUGUCUAGAAGAUGCAGAAAUAAAUGUGCAGCAAUUUUUAAAGUGUGAGGUGACAAUAGACAAAGAAAUAAAGCUAGAACCUAUCGAUAAACAAAAUGUAGACACUAGCAUAAAUGAAGAAAUUUUAGAUCAAACCAUCAGUAAUUCGAAACAGCAACAUAAAACAAAAAACGACUUAACACUACAUGAAACUGUUCAUACCGAAGAACCUUAUAAAUGUGCAACAUGCGAUAAAACUUUCAAAACAAGAGAAUCAUUAAACCGGCAUGAAUUGAUUCACACCGGACAACGACCUUAUAAAUGUGAGAUAUGUUAUAAUACAUUCGUUCGAAAAGAAACAUUAAAGAUGCACAUGCUAAUUCAUACUGCAGAACAGCCUUAUGAAUGCAAAAUUUGCAAAAAAACAUUCAAAACAAAAUAUAAUGUAAAACGGCAUGAAGGAACUCAUACUGGAGAGCGGCCUCAUAAAUGUGCAAUUUGCAACAAAGAAUUCGCUGCAAAACACUCUUUAAACCAUCACAUAAUAAUACAUACAGGAGAACACCCUUACAAUUGCGAUACAUGCAAUGAGGGUUUCUUUACAAAAGGAGCUUUAUAUCAACAUUAUUUUUCACAUACCGGAGUCUUAUUAGAACGUCCUUACAAAUGUGAGAUAUGCAAUAAAGGAUUUGUGGAAUCAAGAUAUUUAAAACAACAUUCAUCAUCAGUGCACAACAAUGGAGAACGACUUUUCAAAUGUGAAAUAUGCAACCAAACAUUCAAAACAGCACGAUCAUUAAACCGACAUGACAUUAACAAUAGUGAAGAUCGUCCAUAUAAUUGUGAAAUAUGCAAUCAAACAUUUGAUAGUAAAUGUUCAUUAAAAGUACAUAUAAAAAUUCAUAAGCCAACUGCCCCAAGAAAGGAUAUGUGCCACGAUCUACAAAGCAUUUGUAAUAGGGGUGAUAUGUAUAUAAAAAUGUGA